Rhipicephalus sanguineus (brown dog tick) is the source of this 1051-nucleotide messenger RNA. RefSeq names its product phospholipase A2-like. Bases 100 to 1032 code for a protein of 310 amino acids. NCBI's taxonomy places the organism in Eukaryota, Metazoa, Arthropoda, Arachnida, Ixodida, Ixodidae. The record is from RefSeq and is a predicted model, not a curated record. Gene Ontology annotation, biological process: phospholipid metabolic process; arachidonate secretion. The transcript has 7 exons.
AUAUAUGCGGGCGAAUAGGUUUCUGUCCAGGAAGUUGCAGCUGCAUUGGCUGUUGUCUGCACGAAACUACUGCUAGCGUAAAGCCAACGCCGGACAGCUAUGAAAGAGUCUUCAUUAUCGCUUCUGUUUUUUUACGUUUUCUAUUGCGGUCUUGGAAACGAACAUUGCGAUGCAGCUCGAAUAUCAAAGCGCUCCGACGAACCUAUGCAAAGUGUUUUGGAUCUGUUCAAUGUAACUGAGUCUGGCAAAAAAGACGCCUUUCAGUCAACGGUUCGUCCUCGCAUUGUCACAGACGUCAACCUGGGCGGUCACCACCUAGCGGAGAUAUUCGAAGACACCAACUCUAGCGAAAUUGUCAGCUGCAAUCUCAUCGGUAGCAAGGAACUCAUUGAAAAUAUCUUGGAGUCUAUUCCAUCUGAGAAUGUUACAAACUUAUCAAUCGAAGAAAUGGAUCAGUUCAUCGACAAGUGUGAGGACAGAGACACAUCACAGGAAGGGUCUUCCCUUUUAGACAGUCUGGGCGAUGCAUUCCAUAGCCUUGUCAUCUUCCCAGGAACGAAGUGGUGCGGUCCCGGUGAUGUGGCGAAAAAUUACGACGAUUUGGGAAAGGCCAGCGACACCGACCGAUGCUGCCGUGAGCAUGACCACUCUGAAGACAACAUACCGGCAUUUGGGACAAAGCACAACAUCACGAAUUACUUACCAUACACAAUGACCGAGUGCACUUACGACAAGAAAUUUUUCAGCUGCCUACAAAACGUGAGCAACCUGGCUUCCGUGACAGUGGGAGUCUUGUUUUUCGACGUGCUGAAAACGAAGUGCUUCGAGUAUGGCUAUCCGACCGAGUGCGCAGAAUACAACUACUGGCGCCUUCUUUUACUGGACAAUCCUUGCGUAGAUGAAGAGCCGGACACGUCUAAACCGAAGGAGUGGCACAUCGAGAGUCCACCAAACUUUUUAGAGACAUACAUCGAAAAAAAGCGGGACGAAAAACGUAAGGAAUCUUCGGAAUCAGAGGAAAAUGAAGUUUAAUUCUCAACGGAGCAAACGU